UUCCAGAGGUUUUUCCGUUUUGAAAUGACGGAAACAAUAAUACUAUAGUAAAUUAACGGGCAUAUGGUUAUCCGAAGUGCACACGAGAAGACGAAUAUUCAUUUCUGCGGUGGAGACACUGUAACACAUGACUAUUGUGUCUUACAGAUCCGACACAAGACCUAAUAGCAGUAGGAGUAAAGACAUGACGACAUGACAUGAGCGAGUGUUGGUGAACUCUGAGUUGUGGGGUUCCAAAACGAGCAGCUACUAUGAUGAAACCCCUACAAAAUUGCAGUCUACUGUUGGACAGAAACUGCACAUCACAAGCAUGUCCACCAUCGGACACGAAACGGUCAGAAAAGAGCAUACACGAUUGGUGGAGAAUGUUGAUGCACGUUAUAUAGCUGACUAUCUCUACGAAAAAGAUUUUCUCACUCCGGAAAUUUUGGAAUAUGUAACAGACGAAGAUAGGCCAUCACGUGAUAGAUGUCGUCGGUUACUUUUGGAGUUAAACAAACAUCAGUUUGUGCUAGCGCCGUUGAUUAACGCACUAAACUAUGAGAAUACUUUUCCACACUUGUGUACUGAGCUACUCGUUACUCUAAGUGAGAUAGUAACGACACCUCGCAGACAGCCAAGACGUUUGAGUUUGAGUUUAACUGGAAAUGAUGAUGAUUUCAUUGGGAUAUGCAACCCAUCAAGGGAAAUCAAACGGACAGUCUUUACAAAAGAACAUUUUCUAGCUACAAAGUUGUAUUGUAAAAUGCGCCGUUUGCUUAAUCAGGGGAAACAUAUGCUUCAUGAGUUCGACGAUGAGCUGUAUAGAUAUCAGGAACUUUGGGAACAGAAUCAAGACGACGCACUGAGGAGGCACCUUGUAGCUAACAGAUAUUUUGAAAUUAAAAUCCUUCAAAUUAGGAAAUUGUCGGAAAGUGGAGCGGAAGACAAUACAGUAAGAAGCUUAUUCAGUGAUACAGCUCAACUAGUGCCUUACACAUCCCACCCAUGCGCUUCUGUCACGUCACUAUUGACAAUAUAUGCACAUGCCCUUUUGACCGCUAGAAAACCGUGCGAGGAAGUGUUAAGUGUUCUCAACGAAGCAAAAAGUAACUUUCCCUUUCUGCCCGGAUGCCGUGAAACAUCUUUGGUUCUUAUUACAGAAUUUAAAGUUUACUGGCAACUGUAUGAAAAAAGUUCCGAUACUGUUACUAAAAAGGAACUUUUACAGAAAGCAGCCGCCGCGGCGAUGCACUUCGCUGUUGACGAAGAGCUGAACGAGGAUUUGACGUAUAAACUUUACAUUAACCGAGGGUUACAGUUUCUACAAACUCUUGCUAACCUCGGUCUCGGUUAUACUCUGAGAAAUAUUCGUCAUGAUUGUGUUACAAAGGAAAAUAUACAAAAUGCACUAUCAUUUCUCAAAACAGUUGACGAAGGGGAAGGUUGGCAGCAGAUGGAAGUUAGAUGGAGGAUGUCAUUCUAUGUUGCAAAAUCAAAAAUAAAUUUUGUUGAAGGCAAUAUCAAGGAAGCCGUAGAAUUAGCAGAGAGUGCACUGGAACUGUCAAAUAGUGUUCAUUUUAAAGAAGAACAUGAAAAUAUCCAAGAAUUCGUCCGAUUUAUAUCGCAUAGCACAACGGAACAUCAGCAUUCACAAGGUGUCGAAAAUAAUACAGAAAACAGUUCGGACUCAACUGACGGGUCUGACAGUCAAAAUCAAUCGGAAGUGUUGGAUAAACAUUGCAAAAUAUCCAGUGUAGAACACAAUAAACGUGAUGAUUCAAGGACUGGAAAUCAGUCUGAACAAUGUGGGAAAUCUCUGUGGAAGUUUGAUGCCUGCUGUGCGGAUCUAUUUGACACGGUAACGCCUUGUAAACACUGGUAUUCGUCCCGGAUGUUACAGGCGAUUGGUCUCCUGGUUUUGUUAACCUUGUUACCGUGGAUCUAUUCUGUUCUGUAGGACUUUUAACAACCUGAGUUGUGGUUUACAUUAAGAUUGCCGCAGGACAAUUACACGGAAAACAUAGCUUUUUGUCGUUAAUAUGUUGUAGUAAUAGCAUGCAUUCAUCAUUCACGGCUGUUAUGUAAUGGUAGUUCGGAGGAUAUACCGUAAAAGUUGUAUUUAUCCACAAGGUCUUUUGUCAAUUUCAACAAUCGGGACAAACGAUAUAACUAAAUUAAUUAAUAAGCAAAAUUAAUAUGUAUGUAACACUUUUCGGGAUUUAAUUACCUGUUUUGAUGUAGCCCAUUUUUAAACAAAACCUCUUCUUUUUUAAAAAACAUUUAAAUACAAAUUUUGUUGUCUGUAUGGACUCAUGGACCAUUAAACACGACAGUAUCAUCAGUUCAAGUGAAACCAAUUUGUAUUCAGCAUCAGUAUAUAUUUACAUAGAUAAUGAAGUAGCAUCGGUCGUUAAGUUCGUGGGUUUUCCACAAAACGUUUACUAAACUGAUGGAAAGUUGAACAGUUCAUGAAUUAAUGGACUAAAGAAUACGUUCGUUAACAGUUCUCGCAAAAUUGAGCCACAGCGAAAAGCAUUGAUUUUAUAAUAUCUGGUUAAUUAAGUGGUCUUCAUUAAUCAAUAAUUCAAUUCUACUGGCAACAAACAUUUUCAUUGGUUUAAAAAUUAUAUCAGCCCAUAACGUAAACAUGACGUCGCUUUUGAUUGGCUGUUAUAGCAGCAUAGUAGAGAAAAAAGUUCAUCAGUAAAAGUUAAUUCCCACAAGGACUGUGUACAGUAAAUUAAAUCAUGAGGGUUCACGUGAAUGCAUUUUUAUGUUACGCAGCUAUAAGAAAGAAAAAAAUAAAUAAAAAACGGAGUGUACUCUCAUCCUCAACCGCUUCGUGAGUACAUUCCAUUUUUUGUUUUGAUCCUUUUUAUUGAAAGAGCAAUUCUUUACUUUAUCAGUAUUUUCAAACCAUCUGGCAUGUGUUCUGAAUUUGUUUAUGACACAGAGUUAUGGCAUCUAAAGCAGCAGCAUUUUAAUAUAAUGUUUUUAUAGUUUUAUGUCUAGAUUAUAAAUCGGAUGGUUGUAUAUCCCCCCCCCCCCCCUCCCAC
Molecule: messenger RNA, 3038 nt
Organism: Pecten maximus
Lineage: Eukaryota; Metazoa; Mollusca; Bivalvia; Pectinida; Pectinidae
Exons: 3
Coding region: 311-1939 (542 amino acids)
Biological process (GO): regulation of apoptotic process
Source: RefSeq, a predicted model, not a curated record